Molecule: messenger RNA, 851 nt
Organism: Panicum virgatum (switchgrass)
Lineage: Eukaryota; Viridiplantae; Streptophyta; Magnoliopsida; Poales; Poaceae
Exons: 1
Coding region: 245-655 (136 amino acids)
Source: RefSeq, a predicted model, not a curated record
UCCGCGACGCGAUGCGCAGGUCCAGCCCCCGACGCCGACUGCGUGUCCAAACGCCGCGCUCGAUUCCGAAACCGACGGCGAGUCCUAGGCGGACAUGGCUCCGCGCUCUUGUGGCUCGCCCCUACUCGCCCUUAUUUAAGCACCCCAUGCACCGCCGCUCCAAGAACACACCACCGCAGCAACAAGAUCGUUCACCUCCGUUCUGCAAAGCAGCAACACACCAAGAACUAACAGCGUAACAGCCAUGGCGGAGAGGGAGGGCGCGGUGGUGAAGAAGGGCCACGAGGAGGGCCUGAAGAUGGCGGUGGCGCUGCUGGAGGAGUUCGGCCUGCCGCUGGGGCUGCUGCCGCUGGAGGACGUGAUCGAGGUCGGGUUCGUGCGCGACACGGGGUACAUGUGGAUCAGCCAGCGCAAGAAGGUGGAGCACCAGUUCAAGAAGAUCAGCAAGCAGGUGAGCUACGACGUGGAGAUCACCGCCUACGUCAAGCCCAAGGGCAUCAAGAAGCUCAAGGGCGUCAAGGCAAAGGAGCUCAUGCUCUGGCCGCCCGUCAACGAGAUGACCGUCGACGACCCGCCCACCGGGAAGAUCCACUUCAAGAGCCUCGCCGGCGUCACCAAGACCUUCCCCGUCGACGCCUUCGCCGCCGGCCAGUAGGCAAAUCUUUGAAUAAUCAUAUAUACUAUAACAUAUAUACCGCAUCUAGUAUAAUCUGCUUUUUUAUUAAGAAGUAUAAUCUGCUUGUGUAUUGGGCACCACGCGUACGAUAGAUGAGCUGCUUAUAGUAUGUACCUGAUGGAUAAUGUCUGAAUUUUUCCUUGAAAUAAGAUGAAAUAAAGCCAAAAAUUCAAAA